Molecule: messenger RNA, 583 nt
Organism: Antrostomus carolinensis (chuck-will's-widow)
Lineage: Eukaryota; Metazoa; Chordata; Aves; Caprimulgiformes; Caprimulgidae
Gene: SGCG
Product: sarcoglycan gamma
Exons: 5
Coding region: 12-533 (173 amino acids)
Biological process (GO): heart contraction; cardiac muscle tissue development
Cellular component (GO): sarcoglycan complex; sarcolemma
Source: RefSeq, a predicted model, not a curated record
UUACAUAGCAGAUGGUACGUGAACAAUACACUACAACAACACCAGGCACUAGCCUAGAGAGGCCAAAGAAUGAAUAUAUCUACAAAAUUGGAAUUUAUGGCUGGAGAAAGCGUUGCCUCUACCUGUUUGUUCUCCUCCUGCUUAUCAUCUUAGUUGUGAAUUUUUCUUUGACAAUUUGGAUUCUUAAAGUGAUGUGGUUUUCCCCAACUGGAAUGGGACACCUGCGUGUUACAAAAGAAGGCCUUCGUCUGGAAGGGGAAUCGGAAUUCUUAUUCCCUCUUUAUGCCAAAGAAAUCCAUUCUCGAGUGGACUCGUCUCUGCUUCUCCAGUCUACUCACAACGUGACUGUGAAUGCUCGCAAUUCAAAUGGGGAAGUCACAGGCAGAUUAAAUGUGGGUCCUAAAAUGGUAGAAUUCCACAGCCAGCAAUUUCAGAUCAACUCAAAGGAUGGCAAGCCACUUUUUACGGUGGAUGAAAAUGAGGUUGUAAUUGGCACGGAUAAACUUCGAGUCACAGGUGUGAGGUUGCAUUAAAAUAGGUACAUCAAGGUGUGAUUUCUCUUUAAGCAGAAGAGACCAUCAAA